AUGAAACUACUCUCCAUCUUCGCUCUGGCAAUCGCCUCGUCCGCCACUCCAGUCGCCAUCCCGGCCUCCGCGUCCCUCGAACUCGCACCCCGCCAACUCCUCAACCGCACGAGCCUGACGGAAAACGAAUUCUCGCGCGCCAUUGGCGGCGGAUGCAGAGACGUGAUUUUCGUCUGGGCACGCGGGUCCACAGAGGCCGGCAACAUGGGCACCAUCAUUGGCCAGCCUCUGGGCGACGAGCUCCGCCGGGAAUACGGUAGCGACCUCGCCAUUGAAGGCAUCGAUUAUGCUGCUCUACUCUCGACCAACUACCUCCCCGGCGGCACGGACCUCGUGUCCGAGCGUAUGAUGCGCGACGUGCUUGAGGACGUGAAUCGGCAGUGUCCUUCAGCCAUUAUCGUAUGCGGCGGAUACUCACAAGGCGCAGCCGUAAACCACCGUGCAAUCGAGGACCUUUCUGAUGCCGUCAAGAACCAGAUUGCAGGCGUCGUCACUUUUGGCGACACUCAGGCUCGCGCUGAUAACCAGCAGAUUCCCAGGUUCCCCCGUGACAAGCUCAAGAUCUUCUGCGGUGGUGCUGUUCGCGAUACUGUGUGUGACGGGAACUUGGCUGCGGCUGUGUUGCUGCCUCAUCUUAGCUAUGGGCGUGAUGCAGCUGAGGCUGGUGAGUUUUUGAUUGAGAAGAUUAAUGCGGUUCGAGGCGCGAAAGCCUAG
This is a messenger RNA of Exserohilum turcica Et28A, 714 nucleotides long. RefSeq names its product carbohydrate esterase family 5 protein. The transcript has 3 exons. NCBI's taxonomy places the organism in Eukaryota, Fungi, Ascomycota, Dothideomycetes, Pleosporales, Pleosporaceae. The record is from RefSeq and is a predicted model, not a curated record. Gene Ontology annotation, cellular component: extracellular region. Bases 1 to 714 code for a protein of 237 amino acids. Gene Ontology annotation, molecular function: cutinase activity. Gene Ontology annotation, biological process: carbohydrate catabolic process.